Molecule: messenger RNA, 621 nt
Organism: Paramuricea clavata
Lineage: Eukaryota; Metazoa; Cnidaria; Anthozoa; Malacalcyonacea; Plexauridae
Source: the annotation of a GenBank genome assembly
AUGGCGGCCGAAAGGAGUGGAAUAAAUGUGCUCCACGGAUUGUUUUUUCGCUCAGCGAAGAACUUUCCCAACAAUAUAGCGGUAACGUUUUCUGGAGAUGCUGUGGAAUCAAUAACGUAUCGUGACCUUAGCAAGAAAGUGGAGAAUUUGAGUACGUGUUUUAGUAAAAUAUUCUCCAAAAAUGAAGUGAUCGGGAUAUACUCCAGUGAUUGUUUGAACCUGCCUGCUCUUCUACUAGCUGUGAUGGACGCAUCUGCCGCAUUUUACCCAAUAUCGACCACACUACAACCGCGUAAAGUGUUGGAAAGUAUAAACCACCGUUCAAUACGAUAUGUUUUGGUCGAUAACGGUUUACUUCAAAACAUCAUGAACCUCAACGAGAAUGAUCAUGAUAACACGUUUAUAAGAAUGCCAUUGGAGAUUACUGACCGAAACUCGUUACAUGAAGUUCGAUUUACCGUGCUUAAAGUCACUACCAGAAAUCAACCAUGUGUCGUAAAUUGGUCUAAAGAUCUUGCCUACGCCAUGCAGACAUCUGGUACGACAGGUGACCCAAAAGCAGUGUUUGUGCCUCACUCAUGCAUCGUUUCAAAUAUAUUUCAUCUGAGGUGGGCAAUUUGA